Molecule: messenger RNA, 792 nt
Organism: Habropoda laboriosa
Lineage: Eukaryota; Metazoa; Arthropoda; Insecta; Hymenoptera; Apidae
Product: PRKR-interacting protein 1 homolog
Exons: 3
Coding region: 1-792 (263 amino acids)
Biological process (GO): negative regulation of protein kinase activity
Cellular component (GO): nucleolus
Molecular function (GO): double-stranded RNA binding; protein kinase inhibitor activity; protein kinase binding
Source: RefSeq, a predicted model, not a curated record
AUGCCAGAAAAUAAAGAAAGAGAAGAAGAAAAACCUGUUGUUGCAAAGACAGCAAUUGAUUUACAACGAUUAAAACUUCAAAAGUUAAUGAAGAAUCCGGAAAAGCCUGUUAUACUACCAGAACGACCAAAAUCAAAAAGUACACCUACAGUACCAGAAUUUGUUCGCAAUGUAAUGGGUAGUAGUGCAGGUGCAGGUAGUGGAGAAUUUCAUGUAUACAGACAUUUGAGGCGUAAAGAAUAUGCAAGGCAAAAAUUCAUUCAAGAAAAAGGGCAUAAGGAACUUCUAGAUUCAGAGUACCACCAAAAAAUAGAAGAAAAUAAAAGGAUAGCUGAGGAAGUAACAGCAAAAAAAAGGGCAAAGAGGUUAAAAAAGAAACAGAAAUGGAAACAGCGCAAACAGAUGAAAACAACAAAUUUAGAACAGCAUAACAAAAGCAAAAACAGUAGUUCUGAUGAUGAAAGUUCAGGUGAACAAGAAGUAAAUGACAAACAUGAUAACAAAUUUGAGGAUAUGUCUAAUAAUGAAAUUAAAGAUAAUACAGUAGAACAUAAUCAAAUUGUAAAAUAUAAAUCAAGUUUCAGAAAAGAUUUAGGUCAGAAUUGUAUAAACCAAGAUAAAUUACAUUCAGAAACUAGCUGCAGGAAAGAAAAUGAUAAUUCUGAAAUUGUUUACCAAAGUGAAGCAUUAAAUAAUGAUUUUGAACAAUCAAAUUCUUCUGCAAAUAUAAAUAAGGAUGAUGAUAAUAAUGUAAAAAAAAUAUAUGUAAAUAUGAAAGAUACAGUUUCUUAA